UGGUAAAAAAAGUUGCAGAAACUUUCUAAUACCACAAAACCCUCAGAGUCCUAAUGCCAAUCGGACCCUGAAUGUUGAAUGGAAUCACUAAGUUUAAGUCUAGAGGCCAUGAAUUCAAUUCGGUUAUAAUAUUCUUCCGAAGAAUUUGCUAGCUUUCACUUGUUGGAUUAUUGAGCUUUUGCGAUAGUUAUAAAAUUGUUUUGUUUGAGUAGAUCUUGUAUAUACAUCAUCUUAACGUAAGCACAACCUUGCCAAAGUGACUGACCCCUCUUCCCACGAGACAUCUUUUGAGCUUUAUCUUUAACCACCAGAAUAUUGUGAAUUGGUUUAUAAAGUCUAAAUAUUUUACCUCGCAUUUUUAGUAUAAGAUGACCAGUUUUAACCAUAUAUAUAAGAAUUUAUACCUUAUAAGACAGAUAAUUGCUAACAUAUCACCUAAAAGUUUUCCAACACUUGCAAAAUUCUGGGAUACGGAUUUUCAUUUUAUCGAGAAAGGAUGUUAAUGUACGGUGAAAUUGUAAAACUACAAUCCUUGGCUCGUCUGGUUGUUCAUUAUAUUUAAAACAUACUAGAUUUUGAAUUGCACUUUCUAAACAUGAGACAUUUUUAUUGUGAAGUUUGUGUAACGACGCAUUAUAUGUAGAUUACGAGGGUACCAAGACGUGUUUACUAGCAACACAUAGAAGAUUAAAGUGUGUAAAAAGAAACUUAUGCAUUAACGUUGCAUUAUAUAUUAUUGAAGAAAAUACAGGGUGCAUUAUAUAUUAAUGAAGAAAAUACAGGGUUCAUGUACCGGCUUAUCUAUCAGCACCUUGUUUGAUGUGUAUGGUGCAUUAAAUCUAUUAUUCAUGCUUGUAUCUAGACACCUGUGGUCAGAGAGUGCUAUAACUGAAUCAGUGACUUGCAUGUUUAGCACCUUAUACAUCACUAAAUGAUUCUCUUGAUACUAAUUUUUUUCAUUUUGAGUUGAGCCGGACAAAUAAUUAGAAAUAUGGGCGAUUUGGUGUUUUAGGAUCAUCACUGUUUUAUUCGAAUUUAGAUUCAAUUUAUUUAUGUCAUUUUUAGAUUUUAUAUACGUGGUUUUCUUUUAAAAUUAAUUUACUAUAAACAUUUCAGUAUUUUAUUCGGUUUUUGGUAGAUUUCAGAUGUCCGCUAAUUUGCUUGCCUCCUUCCUUACUUUUAAGAAAAAAUAAUAUUUAUGAAUUUGAGUAUUGAUCUUAUAAAGUUAUUGAAAUAUAUGUUACCGUAAGUAGUACAUUAAUGUUCAUGUGAGAAGAUAUGAAACAUAUGUUACAGAUUAUUCACCUGAGACAACCAUGCAAACUUGUUCCAGCCAUAAGUCAUACAUGUUCACUGUUCAAAAUUUAGGUUUAGGUGUUUAUAGUUUAAAGUUAAGGGUUUAUAUAUAGAGUGUUAAUUUAGUUAAUUUUGUUUUUAUAGUUUUUAUACUAUUUGGUACAUAAAAUCUUUUCAGAGUGCCUAAAUCAUACUAAUCAACAACUUUUUUAAAAAUUAAUUUGAUGUGCAAAUAACUAUCAUGAAAUUAAUUAUGGGUUCCAAGUAUCUUUUUCAGGAAUUUUGCCAGUAGGUUAACUUUUUGUUGGUUAUAUAAACUUUACAUAAUUUAAUAAGUUUAUUGAAGUAAGAUUUUUCAUUAUCAAAUAUACAUUUUUAUUCAACCAUAAAACAUGUUUUUCUUAUUUUUUUGUUAAAACAUCAAAAAUCAUGUUACAUGUACUCUCUUUCCUGCACAUGUAAAAUUAUCGUACGUUAUAACAUUCCAUGUACGUAACUUUUUGUAGAAUAAAAAAAAAUAGGACGUAAUAAUCGUGCGUAUACAUUAAUUUAAGUAAGAUCCGCGAAUGGAUUUUUUGUAAUUUUCGUUUUUAUCCAUAUAUAGAUUUGUAUCUACUUUUACGUAUUUAUUAUUCAAUCAAGACACAUGUUACAUGUACUUCUUUUUAGAAGCAUAUGAACACAAGUACGUGUGUACUCUCUCUCGUGUAGAAAAGAAGAGAUGACAAUUAAAAGAAACACGUGACAAAAUACUCAUUUCCAUUCCACAUAAUCUCAUUCUUAAAUGCCCCCCCCCCCCCCGAAAUUUAGAAUGUUCUUUCUGUUUGUGUUCCAACUUCUAUCCGUAAGAGCGUGAUCCAUAGAAGUCAAUAAGACAAAACAAUACACGGAUAUUGAUCCUUGCGCUGCUCUUCUUAUAAAUUUGCAUUGAUCGAUGUCGACAUUGAAAAUCAAGAAGAGAUAAACAAACAAAAACAUAUAAUAUAGAAACUAUGGAGGCUUUCUCCACCACUAACCAAACACUCCAAAUCUCCGGCGAUGAAACGUCAAUGUUUAUCACAUACUCCAUUGCAGUCCACAAAGUCGUUGUCAUGGUCAAUACCGGAAUUCUAGGAUUACUUCAGCUCAUAAACCAACAGUCAUCUGGUUUUGAAACACAUAAAGCAGCAUUCCUCUCUUUCUGCGUAUUCAUUUUGUUCUACGCCAUUCUUCGCGUCCGUGAAGCCAUUGACUGGCGGCUGCGUCCCGGUAUAGUGCCAAGGAUCGUGGGACACGCAAGCCAUCUAUUUGGAGGUCUAGCCGUUCUUGUGUUAGUCUCUGUAGUUUACGUGCCGUUUGCUUUAGUCCUUCUUCUUCUCUGGUUUCUCUGGCUCUCCGUGGUGGUUUACGAUACUUUCAAUGCAUUCAUGAUCUACUCGGAGGCGAGCAUAUCCGGCUCUGAUUCACCACAACUACCGCCGGUGUAAGAUGUUACGGUUUGCGUAUAGAAUGAGUGUGAGAUCUACUGCUAACCCUCCAAAACAAAACAAAAAAUGAA
Messenger RNA from Brassica rapa (field mustard), 2833 nucleotides. RefSeq lists its product as uncharacterized. NCBI's taxonomy places the organism in Eukaryota, Viridiplantae, Streptophyta, Magnoliopsida, Brassicales, Brassicaceae. The record is from RefSeq and is a predicted model, not a curated record.